Messenger RNA from Camellia sinensis, 326 nucleotides. NCBI's taxonomy places the organism in Eukaryota, Viridiplantae, Streptophyta, Magnoliopsida, Ericales, Theaceae. The record is from RefSeq and is a predicted model, not a curated record.
GUCCCAGGUUUGGCUAAUGUUGACUUUGCAGAUGUGCGAGCUAUCAUGGAAAAUGCAGGGUCAUCUCUAAUGGGAAUAGGAACUGCAACUGGCAAGACCAGGGCAAGAGAUGCUGCAUUGAAUGCCAUUCAAUCACCUUUAUUAGAUAUUGGUAUAGAAAGAGCUACUGGGAUAGUCUGGAACAUAACUGGAGGAAGCAAUCUCACUCUAUAUGAGGUAGGCUUUUAUUCAUUAUUUCAACUUACUGGGAAUUCAUGCACAUUUAUAUGGGGCCAUAAGUGAGGCUGUCUAACUUUUGUAUGUUGUCACAUGGAUCCCAAGAAUCA